ACCCUUCUCCCAAACUCAAAGUCCCUCAUCUCUUUCAAUCAAAUAGGAUCGUUGCAUUUUCUGCCCCUAAAUUGAAUGACCAAAUUGCUUCCAAGUCAACCAACCAAAUUCCAGAUCUCCAGCAUGAGCCUCAAACCCGUUAGAUGAUGAUGAUAGUGGAUCAAACUUUCUAACUUGAGGACUGAGGUAGAAUAGAGGAAGAAGGACCAGGAAAAGAACUGGUUGUCGGAAUAGUAAAGGCAGUGGAGGAAUAGAGAAGAAUAGUGUGAUUAAGAAAGUAGUCAAAGACAGCAACAUAGUGGAUUUUUCUGCAAUUGUGGAACGGAAAUUGCUAUCAAGGAAUGUUGGAGCAGCAAUAGAGAAGAGGUGAAUGAGACGAGCUUUGGGAUGAACUGCUGUCUCUCAGACAAUGAAGCAGUGGUGAUCCAGGAUAUGCUAGUUGAUAAGCUCGAGAAGAAGAAUAGUGGAGGCAAUAAAAAACGAUCAGCUGUGGGAACAGAGCGACGUCGAAGGAACUACCUUGAGAGGACACAAGAUAUAGGCAGCACGUGGAACUGGAGGGGUUACUCUAUCCGGUAUCAGUGUGCUGGGAACGAUGGCCCUGCACUGGUUUUAGUGCACGGUUUUGGAGCAAACAGUAACCAUUGGAGGAAGAAUAUACCAGUUCUUGCAAAAUCCAACCGGGUAUACGCUAUAGAUCUUAUUGGAUAUGGAUAUUCAGACAAACCGAAUCCUCGCCAAAUUGGAGAUGAUUCAUUUUACACUUUUGACACAUGGGCUGCCCAGUUAAAUGAUUUUUGUCUUGAUGUCGUUAAAGAUCAAGCAUUCUUUGUAUGCAAUUCUAUUGGAGGAGUUGUUGGUCUUCAGGCAGCUGUAGUUGCACCACAGAUGUGCAGGGGCAUUAUUAUUCUCAAUAUAUCACUGCGUAUGCUUCAUAUAAAAAAGCAGCCAUGGUAUGCAAAACCUUUCAUCAGAUCAUUCCAGAGAUUGCUCAGGGAUACAGCUGUAGGAAAAUUCUUCUUUAAAGCUGUUGCGACAAAAGAAUCUGUAAGGAACAUUCUUUGUCAGUGCUAUCAUGACACCUCCAUGGUGACUGACGAGCUAGUGGAGAUCAUACUCAAUCCAGGAUUGGAACCUGGAGCCGCGGAGGUCUUUCUCGAGUUCAUUUGUUACUCAGGUGGCCCUCUUCCUGAAGAGCUACUACCCCAAGUAACGUGCCCGGUAUUGAUAGCAUGGGGUGACAAGGAUCCUUGGGAACCAAUUGAGCUUGGUAGAAACUACGGAAAAUUUGAUUCUGUAGAAGACUUUGUUGUCCUCCCAAAUGUUGGACAUUGCCCCCAGGAUGAAGCCCCUCAUCUUGUGAAUCCACUUGUUGAGUCAUUUGUGGCGUGCCAUGCUAAAUCUUACGUCCAGCAGCCCAGCAGUUAGUUAAACCAGGUUGUUGAUGCUGUUUGUUUUCAUGGGAAUUGUGUUCAUUUUCAUCCAUCUGAUUCCAUUAGGAUCAUAUUUGAUUUAUUGUUAAAUAUAAGUAUGACGUCCUUGUAUAUAUGGUAUUCAGUAUUUGACUAUUACAAGUUGUUCAUAAAUGUGAGAAAAAUUAUACCACGUAAAAAAAUAUCCAUUCA
This is a messenger RNA of Arachis ipaensis, 1625 nucleotides long. NCBI's taxonomy places the organism in Eukaryota, Viridiplantae, Streptophyta, Magnoliopsida, Fabales, Fabaceae. The record is from RefSeq and is a predicted model, not a curated record.